Caenorhabditis remanei is the source of this 1011-nucleotide messenger RNA. RefSeq lists its product as uncharacterized. The transcript is spliced from 8 exons. The record is from RefSeq and is a predicted model, not a curated record. The coding region runs from base 1 to 1011 and encodes 336 amino acids. Lineage: Eukaryota; Metazoa; Nematoda; Chromadorea; Rhabditida; Rhabditidae.
AUGGUCAUUCCGAUGAUUCGACUCUUGCUAACAGCGUUGUUUGUUUUAUAUUCUGUUAUAGCACAAGAUCAUCUCAGGAAAGUCAGUGGUGAUGCAGCACCAGAAAAAGCUCAAGAACCUGUUGACGAGUUUGAUGAUUUCAUACCAACCAUUGACUCAUCUGUCAGAUUAGAGGACACUAUUCCGGAGCCUCCUCCAUUACCAAUUGGUUUGCAAUUCGUUCCGAAGACAACAGAAGAACCACAACCUCCUGCGAGUCUUCCAGUUGCACCACCAUCUGCACAAGUGGCUCCACCAUCAAUAAGACCACCCGAAAAUUCAGAACCUUCAACAUUGACACCUCCAGUUAGUACUAGUUUUCAAAACUUGACUACUUCAAUACCUUAUGAUGACGAAGUUACAGUUACAAUUGAUAUUGAUGACAUUCUGCCAGAACCAAGUGAUGAUUUGGAGGAAUUCCAGAAGGCUGAUAUACUUGAAAAAGAAGAGAAUGUUGAUGUGAAAGAUCUCGUGAAAAAGACAACUAUAAACAGUACAAACGACUACUAUAUCACGUCUCCAGCCAGCAUCACAACAACCACAACUUCCGCUCCCACGACUACAAGUUCUCCUUCUACGACAACUCAACUCAAGACAACGACGACAACAGAAUCUCAAAAGAAGACGUGUAUUCAUGUGAAGGAACUUCAUAGAGUUGAUGAUGACUCAGUUGUAGUUCAAGCUGGAGUCAAAAAAGGGACGAUAGAAGUGUCUGUCGAAUUAGGGGAAGAAGAAGAUGAUGAGGAAAACAACGAUGAUUCUUCAGAAGAAGAGGAGAAAACACCCGUCAGACAUGUCAGAGAAAACAAGAAACCUGUAGUUUGGAAAAAGUUCGAGAUGAACUGUGAUGAGGAGGAAGAUGAUAAAGGGAAGAUAUGUAAGCUUUGGGCAGCCGGUGGUCUCUGCGGAACUCAUAAACCAACAAUGUUCCUGUUCUGCCGUCGAACUUGUCUUUGUGUUGGACCGAAUUGA